GAGCAUGAAGGAACAGGGUUAGUUAUCUAGAGGCCGGGUUAGCUCUAAAUCACUCAUUUAGUGGGGACCAAAAGGUUCGGGCGAUAACGUAUUCCACUCAGUGUCUGGAGAUCACCUACCCAGGCUGGGGCUCCCACGAAGACGAGGACCGAAGGUCCCUGGAAGAACUGCCGCAGGGGACUUAAUUGUCCUUGUCGUGUUGGAGUGAAGCAUGAUCCGGUUCCUGCCUUUGCUGCUGGGCCUCAGCCUGUGUUGCACCCAAGCAGGUGGCUUUGUGUCCCAAUUGGAAAGCACCUGCGUGUUGGAUGAUGAUGGGACUCCAGUGGAUUUCAGUUUUUGUGUGUCCUUCAACAAGGAUUUGCUCACUUGCUGGGAUCCCCAGAAUGCCACAAUGAUCCCACAAGAUUAUGGAACGCUGUUUCCACUGGCUAGUUCUCUCACGGGCUAUCUCAACAAAAUGGAAAACCUAAUGCAGUACUUGUCCAGGGGGCUUCAGGACUGUGCAUCCUACACCCAGCCCUUUUGGGGAUCGCUGACAAAAAGGAUUCAGUCUCCAUCUGUACAAGUAGCCGAAACCACUCCUUUCAACACCAGGGAGCCUGUGAUGCUGGCCUGUUACGUGUCAAGCUUCUAUCCUGCUGAUGUUACCAUUACAUGGAGAAAGAAUGGGGAGGUUGUCCUCCCUCACAACGGUGCCCGUGAUGUUGUCUUGCCCAAUGGAGACUGGACCUACCAGACUGUCUCCUAUUUAGCUACAAAUCCCUCUUUUGGGGACACUUACAUGUGUGUGGUAGAGCACGCCGGGAGUCCUGAGCUCAUCCUGCAGUACUGGACCCCGUGGCUGUCCCCGUUAAAGAUAGUGAAGCUUAGCGUGUGUGCAGUAACUCUGGUUCUGGGCCUCAUCAUCUUCUCUGUUGGUUUCCUCGGCUGGCGGAAAUCUAACUCCUCUGGCUACACUUAUAUUUCUUCGUCCAAUUAUGGAGAAGAUCGCCACAUUUCCUAGCGGCUGAACCCCACAGUGCCCAGAGGAGAGCCACUCUUAGGCUGCUGUGUCCACCCCCACAAACACCCUCAUACUCCUCUAGUUUUCUUGGAUCCUGUGGUUUCUUCAUUCAGUUCUUUGGAUCCCCCUUCUCCAUAUAAACCUUAGCCUGGUGGAGGAACUUGUAUCUGCAAAUGUCCUGAAACCAGUUUGCUGUCCAAGGCUGUAUUUCUGGGAAGGCGAUGAAGAGGAAGGUCAAAGGCCCUCUUGGAAGCCCACUGUGCACAGAGAGUGGGGGCUCCUGGCAGCCGUCUGGGAGGAAUAAA
Sorex fumeus (smoky shrew) is the source of this 1308-nucleotide messenger RNA. RefSeq names its product HLA class II histocompatibility antigen, DM beta chain. The coding region runs from base 212 to 1003 and encodes 263 amino acids. Gene Ontology annotation, molecular function: MHC class II protein complex binding. Gene Ontology annotation, cellular component: MHC class II protein complex; lysosomal membrane; late endosome membrane. The record is from RefSeq and is a predicted model, not a curated record. Lineage: Eukaryota; Metazoa; Chordata; Mammalia; Eulipotyphla; Soricidae. Gene Ontology annotation, biological process: antigen processing and presentation of exogenous peptide antigen via MHC class II; peptide antigen assembly with MHC class II protein complex; immune response. The transcript is spliced from 6 exons.